Paraglomus brasilianum is the source of this 1152-nucleotide messenger RNA. The record is from the annotation of a GenBank genome assembly. NCBI's taxonomy places the organism in Eukaryota, Fungi, Glomeromycota, Glomeromycetes, Paraglomerales, Paraglomeraceae.
AUGGAUGAGCCAUGGACAGAACAACGUAAAACGACAAUCAAAAUACCCACCAAGAUUGCUAGGGACUCGACUGGAUCGAGCUUAUCGGAUCUCAGGAAAGAUCCCAGUGAGAUUAGUUCAAGUCAACAGGAUCCGUCAUCUCUCGGUACACACCCGUCAAAUGAGUCGACAUCAAAAAAGCUAAAAAGUCGCGGUUGGGGCGGUUGGGGCGAUUGGGGCGAUUAUGGCGGGGGUGGUGGUAAUAAUGGCGGGGGUGGUAAUAAUGGCGGCGGUGGUAAUAAUGGCGGCGGCGGUAAUAAUGGUGGGGGUGGUGGUAAUAAUGGCGGCGGUGGUAAUAAUGGCGGCGGCGGUGGUAGAAAUGGCGGCGGCGGUAGAAAUGGCGGCGGCGGUAGUGGAAGACCCCCGACACCACCGAUUCCAAUCCCACCAAAAGUUCCGCCUCCGCGACCAAAAGUUCCAAAAGUCCCGCCGCCGAAGCCGCCCGCAAUUACGCCGCCAUCAAUUACGCUGCCAUCAAUUACACUGCCGUCAGUUACGCUGCCAACAAUUUCACUGCCAACACAUCCGUCACCAGUAAAUCAUGGCACGGAUGGCCAAGGAAAUAAUGGCGGAAGCAACGGUUCUGGUAACAACAGUGGAAAUAACGGUAAUAACAGCGGUGCUGGAAAUAAUAGCAACAACGGUAAGCCAGGUAAGCCAGUUCCCAGCUACAGCCCAGCAGUACCUGGCGGUUCCCCCAACAACAAUCCCGGAGCAUCACCGAACAAUCCCAAUCAGCCCAAACCCGCAGAUCCAGAUAGUCCCGGUAAUGGUAAUAAUAGUGGAAGCGGUGGUCCUGCAGGAUACAACCAGCCCCCGGUCCAGAGCAACAUUAUCAAGCCUGUAAUACUGGCGGUUGCUGUUUGCGUUGCUGCCGUGGCUAUGGUAGCUCUCAUCAGUGCUAGACGACGAUCACGUUGUAACGAGCGUAACUUCCGAUUACCUGACACGGACUCUCUCGGGGAUGGUGAGAGUAGCAUUGAAACCGUAGAACGUCCGCCUAGUUUUAUGAUAAGCGUAAAAAAUGCAAUUAACGGGUUUGGUCGGCUAACCGUGUCGCAUGAUGCUGCGAAUAUUACAGGCCAAAGCAAAUUCACCGAAUUCAUAACCUGA